GUUGUACGAAAGCUUCUAGAAUGUGGUAUUGAAGUGGGGAGUAUAUUGCACAAGGGCCAAACACCGCUAUCCGUCGCAGCAAGCUGUGGGAACGCACCCGUCAUGAAAUUACUGCUCUCCCAGUCGGGAAUAGAUGUCAAUGCCCGGGACGCCGACGGUCAAACGCCCCUACUGAUUGCAGUGGAAAUGGGUCACGAAGAAGCAGUCAGGCUUCUACUCUCCCAUACAGGAGUGCAUGUGAAUGCCACGAAACACAGAAGCUCCAGAACACCCCUCAUUGUGGCUGCUGCAAUCGGGCAUGACAAGGUGGUCCGCCUCCUUCUAGACCACCCAGACAUCAACGUCAACCCCAGGACAGGCUACGGCAGCACACCACUGAAUUGUGCGGUAACGUACAGACACGAGGCAGUUGCGAGGAUGCUGGUAAUGGAUGAGCGGGUGGACGUAAAC
This is a messenger RNA of Tuber aestivum (summer truffle), 450 nucleotides long. Lineage: Eukaryota; Fungi; Ascomycota; Pezizomycetes; Pezizales; Tuberaceae. The record is from the annotation of a GenBank genome assembly.